Messenger RNA from Aureobasidium pullulans EXF-150, 1088 nucleotides. RefSeq lists its product as uncharacterized. The transcript is spliced from 3 exons. NCBI's taxonomy places the organism in Eukaryota, Fungi, Ascomycota, Dothideomycetes, Dothideales, Saccotheciaceae. The record is from RefSeq and is a predicted model, not a curated record. The coding region runs from base 171 to 938 and encodes 255 amino acids.
GCAUUCUGCCUCACAGACUUGCGGGUUGGCAGUGACGUCUGGCAGCAUGCGCAUGGGCCAUGGUGGGGUGAAGGAUGGAUGGCAUCAGAGCGCGUCAAGACAACGAGAAACAGGUCUCAGCCAUGAUGGACUUGACAGGUCAAAGGCUUAGAUGAGGAUACAGGAGAGGGAUGCACAGAGCUGCACGACUGCAGAACAAUCAAGGAGAAACGCGGUUUGAAUGCGACCAAAGGCGACAAAAGAGGGGCACUCGGCAGCAUCAUGACAGCGAUAGAUGUUUGACCGCCAAUCUGCCAGCGACUUGUCAUGCACGGCUGCAUGGCGCAUCUUUGGUAACGGACAGGAGAAGCAAGAGCAGGAGUAGGAGCAGGAGCAGGAGCAGGCUGCGAAGGCGGGCUUCAGUUAUUUCAAAAUAUAUAUGCUUGUGCAGUCUAAUCCACGUGUCUGUCGUUGAUCGUCCAGACUCUCACGGCUCUUGCUCGCCUUUGCCUCCGCAAGCUUUCAAGGCGCUUCCACGAGCUUCGGUCACGUGCAACAACCAAGAACAUCACCAACGCCGGGUCAUCUAUCCAAGACACAAGACCAACCUCUUUCGCCGCCUGUCAACCUCUUUCAGCGACGUGCAUAUCCCCAUCCCAAUCGAGACCCUGCGUCUACAGCUAUUGGGCAACCCCCAAGCCAUGCAACAGGUCAGCCAGGAGAGACCUGAGUUGGCCGCCGCCGCCUCGGAUCCCGCUCGUUUCCGUGAACUGUACGUCAGCUCUAUCCAGCAGGCCGAGUCUAGAGAGCGCGAGAGACGCGAGCAGAUGCAGUUGCUGAACGAUGACCCCUUCAACAUCGAGGCUCAGCAGAAGAUUGAGGAAAUCAUCCGUCAAGAUCGUGUCAUGGAGAACUUGGAGUAUGCCUACGAGCACAACCCCGAAGGUAGGCCCAUCUAGCCUCCACAAUCCGCCACAUGUGCUAAUCUUAUCCAGUUUUUGGCCGUGUGACGAUGCUCUACAUCAACUGUGAAGUAAAUGGCCACAAGCUCAAGGCCUUUGUCGAUUCGGGUGCCCAAACUACCAUCAUGUCUCCAAGCUGCGCUGAAA